AGUUAAGGAAAAGAAAUUAACAUGUUGACCAUAUUUGACGGCAUAUGCCUCAUUCCACACCUGGAUUCCAUCACCUCUUUACUGAGAGGAGGAAGAAAAACAAAACCAUUGUAACAGAUAUGCGUAGUCAAGCAAAACUAAUUCCUGCAUUGAUAAUGUCCAAAAAAUAUGUUUCAGUCUUCACCUCAAGUUCGUCACUUCUGACAGUAGUAUGAUGCUAUUCCCAUACAAACUAGUGUGGUAUUAUGUUCCUGUCCAACCCCAUCAAUGGUGAGAAACCAUACAGAUUCCAGCACUCCCCCUGUCAUCGUUCCCUGUAGUAGUAGACAGGGGUCUACCAUGGAUGGCACUGCAGCCGAGCCAAGGUCUAAUUCCAAUUCCUUACCACAACAUUCAGGACAGCAGCUACCACAGCCUCGAAAGAAACGGCCAGAAGACUUUAAGUUUGGAAAAAUCCUUGGUGAAGGAUCUUUCUCAACAGUUGUCUUGGCCCGAGAAUUGGCAACUUCAAGAGAAUAUGCUAUUAAAAUCCUAGAGAAACGGCAUAUCAUAAAAGAGAACAAGGUACCAUAUGUAACCAGAGAAAGAGAUGUAAUGUCCCGCCUGGAUCACCCUUUCUUUGUAAAACUUUACUUCACAUUUCAGGACGAUGAAAAGCUGUAUUUUGGCCUUAGUUAUGCCAAAAAUGGAGAGCUACUUAAAUAUAUUCGAAAGAUUGGUUCUUUUGAUGAGACCUGCACCAGAUUUUACACUGCUGAAAUUGUAUCUGCUUUAGAAUACUUGCAUGGAAAGGGAAUUAUUCACAGGGACCUUAAACCAGAGAACAUUUUAUUAAAUGAAGAUAUGCACAUUCAGAUUACAGAUUUUGGAACAGCAAAAGUAUUAUCUCCAGAUAGUAAACAAGCCAGGGCUAACUCAUUUGUAGGAACAGCACAAUAUGUUUCUCCAGAGCUGCUUACAGAAAAAUCUGCAUGUAAAAGUUCAGACCUCUGGGCUCUCGGAUGUAUAAUAUACCAGCUUGUAGCAGGAUUACCACCAUUUAGAGCGGGAAACGAAUAUCUUAUAUUUCAGAAGAUAAUUAAAUUGGAAUAUGACUUUCCAGAAAAAUUCUUCCCUAAGGCAAAAGAUCUUGUGGAAAAACUUUUGGUUUUAGAUUCCACAAAGCGAUUAGGCUGUGAAGAAAUGGAUGGGUAUGGGCCCCUUAAAGAUCACUCAUUUUUUGAAUCCAUAACGUGGGAGGAUCUUCAGCAUCAGACACCUCCAAAGCUCACAGCGUACUUACCUGCUAUGUCUGAAGACGAUGAAGACUGCUAUGGAAAUUACGACAAUCUUCUAAGCCAAUUUGGCUGCAUGCAAGUUUCAUCUUCAGCUUCUUCACAUUCAUUAUCUGCUUCAGAGAGUAGCCUGCCUCAAAGGUCAGGCAGCAAUAUAGACCAAUACAUUCAUGAUCUGGACAAUAAUUCUUUUGAGCUGGACUUACAGUUUUCUGAAGAUGAGAAGAGAUUAUUAUUGGAGAAGCAGGCCAGUGGAAACCCAUGGCACCAAUUUGUAGAAAAUAACUUAAUACUAAAAAUGGGUCCAGUAGAUAAACGAAAGGGUUUAUUUGCACGCCGUCGUCAGUUGCUCCUUACAGAAGGACCACAUUUGUAUUAUGUGGACCCUGUCAACAAAGUCCUGAAAGGAGAAAUUCCCUGGUCACAAGAACUUAGGCCGGAAGCCAAGAAUUUUAAAACCUUUUUUGUUCACACACCUAACAGGACAUAUUACCUGAUGGACCCAAGUGGGAAUGCUCAUAAGUGGUGCAAAAAGAUACAUGAAGUUUGGCGGCACAGAUACCAGAACCAUCCGAAUGCUGCUGUCUAGGAAAGCUUAUCCCAAACUGGCCUGGCUCCUGCCUGCUGCUCCAUGAUUCAGCAUAUGGGCUCGGCAGCACAUUGGAAGGACCUUCCCACGCCACCUGUUAGCCAUCUCAAGGGGAAAUCAUAUGUCUGAUAUAUUGCAGUUUUUUAUUUAAAAAAAAAAAAGACAAAAAAAUGACAAAAAAACCAACAACAAACAUAAAUGGAAUUCAGGGUCGCUUUGCUUGUUCUUUGUGCUUCCGUUGAGGCUUCCACAUGCAUAUCGUUGCAGUGAAGAUCUUGCUUUGGUGCCCUUCAGCUCAAUUUCUGCUGCAAACUAGUGGAUAGACCUUGCAUUACCAACUUCUCUUAAGAUAAAUUGAAACUGGUCUACAUGCACACACUCAAAAUCAUGUACCAGUCCUGUGUGUGUGUAAAUGGGACAGGGAUUAUUUCUGUGAUUUUAUUUCCCCCUUCUCCCCUUGCCAAGACCCCAUCUAGAUUAUCAUUGAACUCUAUUUCAUCAGGGAGCUUUUAAAUGCCUCUGCUGAGGUCUUGCCAUCGUCUCUGUGGGUUUAUUUUAUUUUCCUGUUUAUACUUUUUUUUUUUGUAUAUGGCAAUUGCAGUCAGGUCGGUUUUACCCUUUUCCAUAAUCUCUAAUAUAGUUCUGGUUGCAGGAUUUCCGUGGUACUUAUUGUAAUUAUGUGAGUGCACCAGAAACAUGCUUGGCAGGCAGGCUUCAUGUUGUGAAGAGUAUGGUGUAGGUUUUAAGUAAGAAAAUGCUGAACAUGGCACUGAAAUUUUAUAAAAUUAAAAUUACUGGUUCCUGAGGGUUAUGUAAAAUUUUAAGCUUGUUGUUUUAAGUAAAUGCAUUGAAGUCCUUAAUCAAGGGGCCGUACAGGUAGCAGCAUGCUUUUAAUGAAUACUAACUUAAAAUGAAUUAGUUAGUAACAAAUUUUAGUCAUUGAUAUAGGAAAUAUACUCCUGACAUUUUUAGAUGAAUUCAGGUUUUUCCUUUCUCCAGGGUGUGCACAUAUACUGCCCUUAUGAAUGUUGCUACCUGCUUUUAGUGGAUAUAUAAAGAUGAAUGAGAAGAUUUCUAUCAGAAUUGUUUUAAUGGGGCUUGGUGUAGUGAAAUGUACAAUUCUUCCUGUUCAUUAGUUGAUGGAAAUCUAGUGUACCCUUCCUGAGAAUAAUUUUUAAAACAUUUAAAUGUGCUUGGGCACUUUACUAAUUGAUAAAUGGGGAAGCAGAGAUGAAACUUUUGAUACUGAAGAAGAAAGUACGGUACUUUUUGUCUCAUCAGUACAUUAUUAUUGAAGGGUCAUAUGUCACAUGAAUCCUUGUUAUGUUAAAUUGUGGUUGAACAUUUCUUGUAACAUAGCAGAGAGCUAUUAACUUUACAUUUAACAUUUCUCUAAAUUUGUUCUCUAGCCAUUCUGCUGGGCCAUCUGGGUCUCCUACAAAGAGCAGGGCUUUGCCUGGAGAUAAGUGUUACUCAUAAUUGCAUUAAAAAGGGGUAAAAAUACCAAACUUAAUCACCUCUUAUUGAUAAAUUAGUGUUUUUUCUUAGCUCCUCUUCUACUUGUUUUAUUUCCUUUUUGACAUUUUUUUUUCUUUAAAGGGUAAGUUUCCUGCUAUUGGACAAGUGUUUUUAAUUUCCAGAUCAUUGUUAAUUCAGUUAUUUUAUUUUCUUCAUGAAUAAGUAGGCAGAAGUCCUGAUAAUCUAUCAGGGUGAAGAUGUUUUCUUAAUUUUCCCAGAGAUGUUCCUGGGGUACAGUUAUGAGUGGUGCAUGGUUGGUCUCUGAGGGGGCUUUGAUACUGCUGCAUGGGCGAUUUUCUCACAUUUAUCUCCUUUAUAGACCCAAGAGUGAUGAGAAACUUUUCUGCUUUUCCUUUAAUGUAAUCUUCAAUAAGUGUCAUUAAUAUAUUAAUUCAGUUGGAAGGCCUUCCCUGUCUCUCAAAAAGUCAUCCAUCAGUCUUAGACAUAGCGUGCCAAAUUGGAUCCAGAUUUAGAAAAGCUUCUAUUUCUUCUUCUUGCCCCAAUUAGGUAGUAUGAAAUGAUUUUUCUUAUCUCCUGUAAUGUGGUAACAUAGAUUGUUUCAAAGUUACGUUCUCUUUCAUGAACCAGGGUCUUGUUAGCUAUGUUCAUUUGAUUACUCUGAUUGGUGCAAAAUGGUUCAGAUAGCGUAAUAGGUAGUAGAACACUUCAUGGUACUAGUGAUUUCUAGUUGGGCAUAAGAGCCCGAUUCAGUGUUGGAGCGGCAUGGAGGACCAAAUAGUGUAGAAAGGUUUAUAGCUCAUGUGGGACCCCAGAGAGUGGGGGCUUUGUAAAGUCUUUCUGUAUUGGUAUCAGUUGUAGUGCCUUUAAUCAUAUAUCUAAAGGGAUUUUAAGAAGUUAAACUAAGCAUUUGUAGCAUAGAUUCAAAUUGUACUUUUCUUAUUUCCUAACCCUGCAAAAGGGUUUUGUUAUGUUAUUUUACUUCUAAAAGGUGAUACUAACAUUACCAUUUUAGAACAUUUUUCCUUUAGGAUGACUUCCCUCUCAUUUGAUUUAGACUGCAUAUAUUGGAAAAUUCUCCCAAGCAUUUAUAGAACUCCCCACUUUUUUUUUCUUUAUGCAGUUAUUUAAACUGCCUGAAACCUAAGGAUACCAAACUGCAUUGCCAGCACAUCUUUCGUUGGUCAUUUGUUUCAGGAGCAAUGGACACAUCUGAUGUAUGGCCACUAACUAGGGCAUUUUUCGUAGUUGUCUUGUGGAAGAGACACAUUCUUUUUUGGACUUUUCCCCUUCCAGGUGGUCAUGGCACUACCUCCUAGGCCUUAAUAACAAUAUUCACUUUUAAAUUCUAAAACCAGAUGGGGAUGUUAUAUUAGCUUUUGCAAAUACUGCAAUUAUUUUGCCAUUAGCUAGAGUUACUGAUACCACUGUGAGCUAACUCUUUCUUGUUAGGUAAGUUUUUUGUUGCCUACAUAAAAGUCCAUACUUUAGAAGACUUGCUUUUUAUUUUCUUAGCUCUUUCUUAUUCAUAUCAGAUAUAUUCUAGUCUAUCCCUAUAACCCUGGCGUUUAGGUGCCUUUCAUUAUAUUUAAGAUCAUAUAUCUGUAUGUAUGUAUAUGUCAUCUGGGGAGGAUGGGGGAGGAAACUAAUACCCUGUUAUUUAAUCCAACCAAGACAACCUUUAACUUAAUGACAAAUAGAAUGGUAGCACUAACCAAGAGGUUCUGACAGGUGUAGAGAGCUCACAACAACUUCUCACUCUCUGUUUUGGUCUUUCUUAGCAUGGGUAAGGAAAAGAGUGGACCAGAGAACUAUAGUAAUUAUCUCUUCAGAAAGCCUACUGUGCCUUGACUUUCUUACCUGGAUGCAGAGGUUGUUUUGUUGCUUCUUAUAGGUCUAUAGGCAGUGAGUGUUCCCAUUUGGACCAUGAAGCUACAAAACCCAGUAUGGGCAAGGGCAUUCCAAAUGACAUUUCAAUGUAGUUUCACCAAUUUUAGUGUGUAAAUCUUAAUUCAUAUGCCCUGUUGCCACUUCCCCAAAACUCUUCCUUCAAGACCCUGGUAGAGAGAAGAGGCUCCUCAAUAUGAAAAAAAGUCCCUGUUUAUACAGACAAAUUACAAAUUGCCAUUCAGAUAGAUGGUGUGUGUUUCACUGGAACCUUGUUGAAACAUUAUUCACUCUAAAGUAUUAUUUGAUGUAAGUUUAGGUUCUUUUGGAACCUUUUAGUAGGGGUUUAGUUCCUGAUAUACAAAAGGAACUUGAUUUAAGGCAUUUUCUCAUAGAAGGCAGUCUCAUGACAACAUACCAGUAAGGUCCUGCUUCAGGACUGUGCUCUUUAUUGUCUCUUACCUGGUACCUACUUCAUUUGGCACUUGUAGCUUAUAGUUCCAUACAGUGAACAUUUUUUUUUUUGUUCGGUCCUGUGGCCUAUGAAAAGCUUAUAGUCUCUGAAAUAAAUGCAAUAAAAAGCUAUCUGUCCCAAAGAAUGAAUUUGAGUAAGACUUUUCACCCUCCCUAUAAAAGCUUUAGGCUGAUACCUUGUCAUGAAUGCAGUCAAGCAUCAAAUUCUCCCCAAAACGAUUAAAAAAUAAUUAAUCAGGGAAUCUGGUUAUGCUUCCAGAUUAUGUAUGCAUUUGGCUCCACCACUGACAUUUAGCUGCUAAGUGCUCCACAUCAUGUUUCAGAGACCUUGUAUGUUGUAACCACAAUGUUUAGGUGCAAUGUUUAGUGCCUAUUAGCUGCAAGAGCAUUUAGAGCCCUCAUAUUGCCACAUUUUUGGUAGAUCAUAGAUCACUCAUAGAUAAUUAUUACAAAUUAUAGAAACUCCAAAAUAUCCACUGGGUUAUUGGGAACCAGUAGAAGAGCCUUAAUAGAUAGUUAAAAAAAAAAAAACAUUCAAAACUGUAGUUACAUUGAUGGUUGGAUCUUUAAAGGCUAGUGUAUUUUUCCAGUCCCUUAGGUUUCAGUUCCACCUUGACUCUGAGGUCCAACAAACAUGAUGGAAUAGUAUAUUGAUUGUAUUUGGCCCUCAGAAAGAGUUAUCCAAAUGAAUAAUUCAGGGGAAUAAUGGAGUACAGAUGUAUUUUUCAUCCUUUCUGCAGCAGUUCUAGGCAGGCUUCACAGCUCUGCAAAAGACCAAAUCAUCUCUCUUUGGUUUAUUUCUUGAUUUCUCCACAUCACUCUAGUAAGGGCGUUAAGGAGGAGGUUCUAUCAUUCCAGAUGAAAAGCGUGCAAGCCAGAUUUCCUUAGGAGCCAUGCUCAACACCACUUUUUAAUUUAACAGAGGUUAUGGGUCUUAAGCCCCUUCUCUGUAGAUGAUUGCACUACCCUGGAGUUUCCCUCAUCCCUGGCUGGUCCCCAGAAUGAUGAGGGAACCCAUAUAUACAACUUCAAAUGGAGUGGGAGAUUUAUUAGGUGUAGAGAGUUUGCUGAAGGUACUAUGCUUUAUGAAUGCUCUACACAUUUCUCCAUUUUAUUUUCUUUCAUACCCAAACUCAGAAGUGAAUUGAUGAUUGCUCAGUUGGGUGUGGUUUUUAUCUCUUUUUCGGCAUAUGUGGUGAAUGUGUAAGUAAUCAUUUUGUCUUUAGGCAAAUAUUUUCUAAUCAAGUUCUGGGCCACUCCUCUGAAAUUUCCUGAUUAAUAGUGGCUUUGUGGCCCAGGUUUGCAUAUGUGUGUGUACAUUUAUACAUAUACAUGUGUGUAUACAUUUAUCUGUAUCUACACACAUACAUACACAUAUGUAAUGCUGCCUUUGGAGAACUCUUCUAGGUAAGUAUCCUUAUGGCAAAGAGCAAUUUUCAGUUCAGAUAGAAGCCAUGGGGAGCUGAAAACAAAACACCUAGGUGUACCUCUUUAUCUUCCCCCAUAACUUAUUUCUUCAGUCUGUGAAGAAACUCCAAACUGUAUGCACAGUGGACUAUUUAUAAAAAGAAAACAUUUUUUUAGCUGUGUAAACCACCCUGUAAUCCAAUCUGUAUGUCUGAAUGACUAUGAAUGUGGGUUCUUACUGUUGAAAAAGCCUCCAUGAUUACGUCCUAAGUUUGAUUGGAUGUUGGCCAAAUGUACUAAAUUGUGGCAGUAUUUAGAACUGCUGUAGCUGUCUUUUAACAACAUAAAAUUAGGAAAUUGAAUGCAUUUUGAUAGAAUGUUAGCUGUCUUUCAGGUUGGUGGCAGUUAGAAGUGUAAUAUUCUCUACCUGGUUUGUAGCUGUAACUGAUGUACAGGCAAAGCAAAAAAAUAAAGAACUUAUGAAAACAGAAGCAAAUAAUGCAAUGAUAUUAGGAUAUACACUUUUGUAUUUUUAUUCUUAUAUAAGGUUAUUUGCUGGCUACUGUUGGCCUCUAGUUCAGUCUGUUAUUUAAAUUCUAAUAUAUGAAUUAUUUGGAUUGAAUUUCAUGUUCGGGGCCACCUUGUUGUAUGUAUUGAUGUACAGCCUUGAAUGUGAAUAAUUAUUGUAAACUAUAUUUUACAACUUUUUUUCUGGUUUUAUUAUAUAAAUUUUCUAUUUGGUCAAUGAUUUAAUCAUAUCUCAUAAUUUAAUGAAUCUGUUUAUUCUCUUUCCAAAUAUUUGUGCUUUAGAUGUAGUUACUGAAUGAUGAAUUUUUCACAUAUGCUCGAUAGUCUUGUAAUAAAAAAAAAGCAUGUAGGGCUCUAGGUGUA
Vombatus ursinus (common wombat) is the source of this 7998-nucleotide messenger RNA. Its product is annotated as 3-phosphoinositide-dependent protein kinase 1. The record is from RefSeq and is a predicted model, not a curated record. NCBI's taxonomy places the organism in Eukaryota, Metazoa, Chordata, Mammalia, Diprotodontia, Vombatidae. Bases 268 to 1863 code for a protein of 531 amino acids. Gene Ontology annotation, molecular function: ATP binding; protein serine/threonine kinase activity. Gene Ontology annotation, biological process: peptidyl-serine phosphorylation; intracellular signal transduction. The transcript has 15 exons.